This is a messenger RNA of Klebsormidium nitens, 1038 nucleotides long. The record is from the annotation of a GenBank genome assembly. NCBI's taxonomy places the organism in Eukaryota, Viridiplantae, Streptophyta, Klebsormidiophyceae, Klebsormidiales, Klebsormidiaceae.
AUGCGGAAUUUUAGCACUCGGAGCGGAGAGCUCAUGACAGCUCUGGUGGUGAAAGUCGAAGAAGGAAUCGACAUGUGGAUCUCGAACGGUGCUCUUCAGAUCUUUAAGCUUUCUGAGUCUGAUGCGUUCAAGGUUGCUGUUGAGAACAUUGACAAGGCAACUCCCUCGCCCCUGAAUUGCGAAAGCGCUUGUGUAAGUGACAAAAGAGCUAUGCAGGCGAUAUAUGAGAAGAUAGACAGCAAUCCACACACAAUUUUCUGCAUCAAGGACUACGAGAGAGAACCUGUCGUGCUUUGGAUGCUUUUCAAGGACCAGCAAGCGCUCCCAAGGCUCAUUCUUCCGCGCGUGAUUGAGUGCCUCGCAGGAGCCUUAGGAUGUGCUGCUACAAGCACUGUUGUCAUCCCCUUCUUAAAUGGUACAGUGUUCGUUGGAAACUGCGAGAGCGUCAAAAGCAUGUGGUGGCUAGCGGGUCAGCUGGAAUCUCCUUCAAACAAAGAGAGGAUGGCGCAUGAAGGCUCUGGUUUCGUCUCGGCGCGUCCGUACAGGGUGACGAAGUUACGGAACGAUGAGGGCCUGGUUGAGCUCGAGCCUUAUCCAGUCUACGGAGGCGUGCUGGGGCUUCGCGUUUGGGAGGGACCGGUCAGGAAGCCUAUGUACCCCGUCCCAAAGACCAGAGCAGAGGCAGAGCUGUUGAACCCGCACACGGCGAUAAACCGGGGCUUCAUCUACGAGCUGAUGGACGAGUCGGUGUUCCUUGCGGACCACUGCUGGAACUGCAGGAAGAAGAGUCCCCAACUUCUGAAGUGCGGCAAAUGUCUGAAUGUGAAAUACUGCUGCAAAGAUUGCCAAAGAAUAGGCUGGCGGAAGGACCACAAGUUCGAGUGCGACGCGAUGAAGCUAGCAGCAGAUGCGCCCCACACUACGAAGUCUGCCAGAGGUGACAAGGAAGCGAGAAACGUGGUCAAACAACACAACAAAGAGGUCAGGGAGAAGCUUGCCGAGACGAUAACGGCAAACAUGAAGGACGUCAGCUUGUAG